AUCCAUCAUGAUGAUAGUGAUUCGGAUGGAAGAGGAGGUCUUCUUUCCUAUCUUUUAUUUUCUUUUGUUCUAUAUUCUCUUUCAAAAUAUAUAUACACGAUAUUUAUUUAUACAUAGCCUACUACAACCCACUCCACAAGAAGCAUUUCUGUUGUUUUUACGUUUCCCAAAUCGAGCAAGUGCAACAACAACAAUCAGCGUCAUUUGCAUGAAAAAGAAAAAAGAUGACAAGCUGUCCGUUAUAUCUCUCUUUCUCUCUUUACUUUUAGUAAUCCUUCUUGAAGCAAUAUGCGUUUUAUAUCUCGAACAAAAGUCGAAAACAUCCUCAGUCUAACAUUGAAUGGAAUCAAUGUUUCCUUCUGUCUUCUUGUCAUUGCUGGGUGCAUCUACAAAUCAAUACAGUCUGGGUUCUCCGAGAUAGUAAUAUGCAUUUAUGGAGGUAUCAUAGCAGCACUACUGGUGGUCAAUGAAGUCAAAGCUAGUGAGAUUUCAUUAACAUAUGCCUAUUUCCUGGCUACUUACCGUGGUCGAAGCAUGGUCUUUAUCUUCUUUGGAUGCCUUGUUCUCGAUACAGCCGUCCUGAAUAUCGUGGCUGGAACUUUAAACUUGGCACUGGGCCUGGUGUACAUGGUCAUGUCAUUUAUCAUUCCAUCAUUUCCACCUCCUAAUCCCAUAUCAAUCAACUGGCAAAAUUGGAAAGACUUUUCAGCUGAAGGACUGGAUUUGGCAAGGCCAAAACAUGUUUCUGUCGAGAGUCACGUAGCCAUCCGACUGAAAUCACCUCCGCCCCCACAACCACCCCAACAUCAUAAUAACAUUCCCGAUGAUGAUGCCACUAGCAGUAGCACCACGGUCGGUCCGUUCCGAAACCCGUAUUAAUCCGUUAUUUCCUCCAGUUCUUCCGCAAGAAUAAGAACGCUGAAAUUUGUUGUUGAGUGUGUAUAUAUUAGAAAGAAAAGAGAAUAAAAGAACAAAACUUGUAGAAAUACAAAAAUAGGGUGAUGCGGGAAUAUACAUAGAUAGAUGAGGGAUGUUAUAGAAGGAGGACUGU
Zychaea mexicana is the source of this 1051-nucleotide messenger RNA. Its product is annotated as COPI associated protein-domain-containing protein. The coding region runs from base 289 to 879 and encodes 196 amino acids. The transcript is spliced from 4 exons. NCBI's taxonomy places the organism in Eukaryota, Fungi, Mucoromycota, Mucoromycetes, Mucorales, Lichtheimiaceae. The record is from RefSeq and is a predicted model, not a curated record.